UAAGGCAGUUAAUAAAGAUUAAAAACGAUUAAAUUGUGCACACAGUUUUUGUUGAAGUUGUGUGGUGCGAUUACGCAUUUAUUACUUAACUAAAAUCGCUAAAAUGUGUAACUUACAAGUGCUUUAAUACCAAAAAGUGAUUCAAACAACAAAAUUCUUUAAAACAAUAAAGCCAAAAUCAAAACACUCUCAAGUAGUUUGUAGAUAUCAAUGUAAUUAAAUAUGAAUUUAAUUGAUAUUAUUCCCAUGUAAAUAACAUGUUGGAUAACCAGCAAAAACCGUGAUAGAAAAAAAUGUUAACAACUUCAUCCCACGUGCGAAUUGUAUGGAGUAGCACGUUCUCGUGAAUGAUUUGAGAUUAGAUUCCCGCACUCAACUGUUGCCCACGACAGCAAACGCAUCGCUACUCUUAAAAAUUGUACCCUAAGUGAUAAAUCUAGUUAAAGUCAAACCGGUUGUAAUUUUCCUAUUAAAAGCAAAGUGAUAUGCUUCAAUUUAUAAAUAUUAAUAUAAAUAGUUGUGAUAUAAUUAUUCUUUAAAAUAUUAAAACAUUUAAAAAGCGCAUAGGAAAUGAUGAAAUGGUGAAGUCAUGAUAAUAAUUUAAUUCAAACAAAGUAAAUUUCCAGUCUGGUGUGCGACGCUGAUUUAUUGCUUUAAAUAUGCUGAAUGUGCUCAGGUUUUAGGCGGUAUAUUAAACAAGUGAUAAGUGAUUGUUAAUCAAAGUAAAAUUACGGUUGUAACCUUGAAUUUAAUACUCUGGCGUUAAGAUGGCGUCAGACGGGAUGAAAAAGAAGUUAUAUUUUUAUUUUUGCAUGGCUUGUGCCAUGAUGUUGGGAUUUGUCGCUGGCAUGAACCUUUCAUGGACCUCACCAGUGCUUCCUAAACUUGAGAAAUCCAACUCGGAUAAUCCCCUGGGUACCCCAAUCACAGAUUCCGAGAAUUCUUGGAUUGCCGGACUGCUUUCUCUUGGCGCUACGUUUGGUCCAUUCCUGGCGGCAUUUGCAUCUGAAAAAAUCGGAAGAAAAUGGUCGCUGAUCAUCAUUGAUGUGCCCUUCAUCGUGUGCUUCCUUAUUCUCGCAUUUGGAGAAGCCGUUUGGUUGUAUUUAGUGGCACGCUUCAUCGUGGGUCUCUCCAUUGGUGGCACCUUUACUGUUCUGCCAACAUACAUUGCUGAAUUAUCUCCUGACAGUUUACGUGGUACCAUGGGUGGCAUCAUGACUACAUUCAUCGUUACUGGCGUUUUUAUGUCAUACGUAAUUGGACCCUACAUUUCCAUAUUAUGGUUUAACAUUGUUUGUGCUGCCAUAGCAACUGGUUUUGCUGUGGUAUUUUUCCUGUUUAUGCCGGAAACUCCGCAAUAUUUGGUCUCGAAUGGAAGAGAAUCUGAAGCGAAGGAAAUCUUAGCAAAAUUGCGAGGUUCCAAUGUUGGUAAUCCAGAUAUCGAUCAAGAAUUCAUGGCGGUUUGUGAUAUGAUCAGAGAAAACUCUGGAGGAUCGAUUAAAGACUUGACUUCACGUGGAAAUAUGAAAGGUUUAAUUGUUGCUGGAUCUAUGCUUGCGUUCCAGCAGUUUUCGGGAAUUAAUAUUGUGCAGUUUUAUGCACAGCAAAUUUUUACCGAUUCUGGAUCUUCUGUUCCAUCGGAGGUUUCACCUAUGAUUGUUGGUGGCGUGCAGGUUAUUGCCAGUUUUGUUACCCCUAUAUUAGCUGAUAAAGCUGGAAGGAAAUUUUUAUUUGUCCUGUCCGCAGCUGGCAUGUUAAUUUCAGAAGUACCACUUGGUGUUUUCUUUUAUUUAAAAGAUGAUCAUCAGAAUGUUGAUGACAUUUUAUGGUUGCCAGUGGCAUGUUUAGUUGGGUAUAUUGCAAUGUAUAACUGUGGUAUGGGUGCGUUGCCAUGGACUGUCAUGGCGGAGAUAUUUCCACCUAAUAUUAAAGGAAUUGCUUCGUCGAUUUCUGCUUCAAUAUGUUGGUUCCUUUCAUUUUUGUUAACGUUUUUCUUUUCUGAUAUUUCGGCUGAAAUUGGCAUAGGUGGAUCAUUUUGGUUGUUUUCGGCAUUUAAUGCUUUGGCAAUUGUUUUUGUCCUAACCUAUGUACCGGAAACGAAAGGAAAGAGUCAGAAAGAGAUACAACAAAUGCUCGCCGGUUAGAUAACCUUAAACAAAUGUAAAAAAGGAGAUUUUAUUGUUGUUGAUUUUUAAUUAAUGUUUAUGGAUAUUUUAUAAUUCUAAGUUGUUAUGAGUUUAUAUAUUGUUUAAGAUAUUGAUAAUUGAAAUAGAAAUUUAAAAAAACUAUCAUGUGUUACUUUGUUUAAUCAAUUGAAUCGAUUGUUAUCGAUAUAAGUAUCAACAAAUCUAAAUUAUUUGCUCAUAUCAAUUAAUGAAUCAUCAUGAUCAGCUCAUAAAAUACCUACUUAGAUGAUAAGAAGUAAUAUUUAUCAAUAUUUUGUUUGAUAGUCAACUGUAUUGAUAUUGUAUAGGAAUAGUCAUAAAAAUAUGUAAAUUGUUAAUAUUGAUUUAUAAAUCAAUUCUAGUCUUAA
Dalotia coriaria is the source of this 2533-nucleotide messenger RNA. Its product is annotated as facilitated trehalose transporter Tret1-like. Gene Ontology annotation, cellular component: membrane. The coding region runs from base 768 to 2144 and encodes 458 amino acids. Gene Ontology annotation, molecular function: sugar transmembrane transporter activity. The transcript has 2 exons. NCBI's taxonomy places the organism in Eukaryota, Metazoa, Arthropoda, Insecta, Coleoptera, Staphylinidae. Gene Ontology annotation, biological process: transmembrane transport; carbohydrate transport. The record is from RefSeq and is a predicted model, not a curated record.